Drosophila kikkawai is the source of this 2752-nucleotide messenger RNA. RefSeq names its product no on or off transient A (gene nonA). The record is from RefSeq and is a predicted model, not a curated record. Gene Ontology annotation, molecular function: RNA binding. Lineage: Eukaryota; Metazoa; Arthropoda; Insecta; Diptera; Drosophilidae. Gene Ontology annotation, cellular component: nucleus. Gene Ontology annotation, biological process: regulation of DNA-templated transcription.
GCAACUCGGCCAUUUUUCUUGUCGUGCCAUUUCCAUUUAGACAGUACAUUCAACUUUGUUCUACAGUUGCACAGUGAAUUUUAUAAAGCAGUUUUGUCGACAAAUACAUUAUUUGCAAUGGAAAGUGCCGUGAAGCAAGAUAAGAACACGAAUCCGUUGCCGCAAAGGCAGCAAAGGGGCAAUCAAGUAAACAAAAAUGUCGGCAAGCAACUAGCCCAGAAAAUGAACGAUUCCUCCGAUGGAAGUCCAUCUGAAAAGAAGGCACGAUUCAGUCAAAAUGCCCAGAACGGUGGAGUAACGGGUGGCGGCGGCGGUGCUCUUGGUGGCGGCGGCGGAGGACCUGGUGGUGGUGGCCCGAAUCAAAAUAAGAACUUUGCCAACAACAAGGGUGGAUUCGCUGGGAUUAAUCGCAAUCGUAACCGAGGAGGCAAUCAAAACCGGCCAAAUUUCCAAGGCCAAAAUAAUUCUGCAAACCAAAAGCCCGUUAACGAUUCGCCCAAGCCGGACGCAGGAAAUGUUCCAGUCAAGAACAAUGAGCCUGCGAAUCAAAACCAAUCGAACCAGAAUCAAAACCAAAACCAAAACCAGAAUCAGAAUCAGAAUCAGAAUUCCAACCAAGGACCAGGUGGUCAAGGUGGACAGCAACAAGGAGGUGGUCAAGGCGGUAACCAGGGCUUCCGAGGUCGUGGCGGCAAUGCCGGAGGCGGCGGCGGCGGUGGUGGUGGUGGUGGUGGUCACGGUGGUGGACCUGGAGGACCUGGAGGACCUCAGCAUCAACAGAGGGACAACAGAAAUCGCGGCAAUCAACGAUCGGGCGGUCCCGGUGGCAUGAACAAUUCGGCAAUGGGUGGCGGCGGUGGUCCUGGCGCAGGCGGUGGACGCGGUGGCGAAGACUUCUUUAUUGCCCAGAGGUUACGCAGCAUUGCUGGACCCACCUUGGAGUUGCCACCCGUCGAGGUGCCGGCCGAGACCAAGUUCUCUGGCCGAAAUCGACUUUAUGUGGGCAAUCUAACUGGAGACAUUACCGACGAUGAGCUGCGCGAGAUAUUCAAGCCGUACGGCGAAAUUGGUGAGAUCUUCUCCAAUCUGGACAAGAAUUUUACAUUCCUGAAGGUCGACUACCAUUUGAAUGCCGAGAAGGCCAAGCGUGCUCUUGACGGUUCAAUGCGUAAGGGUCGCCAGCUGCGUGUCCGGUUCGCACCCAAUGCAACCAUAUUGCGAGUUAGUAAUCUCACCCCGUACGUGACGAACGAGCUGCUGUACAAGUCCUUUGAGAUCUUUGGUCCCAUCGAGCGGGCCAUUAUCACCGUCGACGAUCGUGGCCGCCACACUGGCGAGGGUGUCGUUGAGUUUGCCAAGAAGUCAUCCGCUAGCGCAUGCCUGCGACUGUGCAAUGAGAAGUGCUUCUUCCUGACUGCUUCACUCCGUCCAUGCCUGGUCGAGCCAAUGGAUGUGAACGAUGACAAUGAUGGUCUGCCAGAGAAGACGAUGAACAAGAAGAUGCCCGAGUUUUGCCAGGAGCGUUCAAUUGGCCCGCGAUUUGCCGAUCACAAUUCGUUCGAGCAUGAGUACGGAUCGCGGUGGAAGCAAUUGCACGAUCUGUACAAGAGCAAGCAGGACGCACUGAAGCGGGAGCUUAAAAUGGAGGAGGACAAGCUGGAGGCUCAGAUGGAGUAUGCACGCUAUGAGCAAGAAACGGAACUCUUGCGGCAAGAGUUGAGGAAGCGCGAAGUUGACAACGAGCGCAAGAAAUUGGAAUGGGAGAUGCGCGAGAAGCAGGUUGAGGAUAUGCGGAAGCGCGAGGAGGAGACCAUGCGUAGGCAUCAAGGCGAGAUGCAGAACCAUAUGAUCCGGCAGGAGGAGGACAUGCGCCGGCGGCAGCAGGAGAACACGCUGUUUAUGCAGGCACAGCAGCUGAACUCACUGCUGGAUCAGCAUGAGGGCUUCGGUGGCGGCAGCGGCGGUGGUGGUGGUGGUAAUAACAGCUCCAACUUUGACAAUUUUGGUGGAAACAGCAAUUCACCAUUCGAAGUUUUUAGAGGCAAUAACAACAACAAUUCAACCAUGGUUGGAAACAGUUCUGGUCCCGGAGGUGGACCCAAUCAGCAGGACUCCUUCGCUUUUGAAUUUGGGGUUAACAAUAUGAACCAAGGCGGAAAUCAACGCGGAAAUAAUGGCGGAGGAAAUAACGCCCCAUGGGGACGUCGUCGUUUUUAGACACGCUCUGGAGAGCAUAUUAAACAAUACAAUAAUAAGGAUGACAAACAAAUAUAAAACGUAUGCUCCACUCACAGGCAAAAUGAUUACGUUAAUUUACACUUGACUUUGUUUUGCUCUGCGAAAGAUUAAAAAAAAACUAUUAAAAUCUCAAAAAAAAAAAAAGAGAGCCCACGUAUCGUAUAAUCCUAUGCAAUGCUGCACGAUCCCAAAAACCAAUAAAUCCAUAAAUAUACAUUGAUUAAGUAAAACAUGUAUCUCUCGACUGUCAAGCUUUUAUGAUGAAUCUUGACUCGGACAUCAGAAAUAAAAAAAAAAAAGAAGAGACAAGUGCAGUAAAUGCUGAGAAUAAAACUAAAUAAUGAAUAUUUCCCACUUGCGAGAAACCAGAAACAACAUCUACAUCUAUUUAAUCAUAACGAUACAUUUUUUAGAUAAAUCGUAGUGUUUAUUUUGAUCCAGUAAUAUGUUUUAUAUACUUUUUUUUCUUGUCUAUCAUGCAAAUGAAAUAUAUUAUGAUAAUAUAAAUACUUAA